This is a messenger RNA of Aureobasidium uvarum, 333 nucleotides long. Lineage: Eukaryota; Fungi; Ascomycota; Dothideomycetes; Dothideales; Saccotheciaceae. The record is from the annotation of a GenBank genome assembly.
AUGAUUGCAGCUGCGCCGGCCCGUUGGCUGCGCAUCUCGUCUCUUCGAUCUGCUAUACCGCAUUGUCGUCCUCGUUCCCAACCAGUAUGCCCGGCCCAAACAUGCCUUGGAGCCAGGACAGCAGCCACGUACACGUCUCGCCAUCAGGCUGCUCAGAUCUCGGUGCUGCAGACUGCUGUUGAUACAAACUCGACGGGCUAUGUCGACAACAAAAAGUCAAUGCAAGAGCUGCUUGAAAGCUUCACCACUCUACACCGUAAUGCGGCUCUAGGAGGUUCAGAAAAGGCACGCGAGAAGCAUGUCGCCAAAGGAAAGAUGUUGGUGCGAGAGUGA